GGGGCGAGGGCUCCCCGGCCGCCCCCGCCCGGCCAGCCCCGCUCCCUGGUACCGGGGGCUGCUGGGGUUGUGUCCAAGGCCUCCCCCUCCCCCGCGUACACACUCACACACACAGACACACGCACACACACACUCACACUCACACACACACACACCCCAUCUCCUCCUGCCGCCGCCGCCGCCGCCGCCGCCGCCGGAGAGAUCGGGGAUCGCCCGCGGCCCGGCCCCGCUCCCGGCUGCGCCCCGUGCCCGGGCGCAUCGCACCCCGCGGGGGCUCGCCCGGCUGCCCCCGGGGCGGCGUGCGCGGGGCGGGGGGUGCGGGAGGGCGGGGGGACACACGGCGGCUCCCACGGCGGCUCCCGAUGGCUCGUCCGCGGCCCCGAGAAUACAAGGCUGGAGACCUGGUGUUCGCCAAAAUGAAGGGGUACCCGCACUGGCCGGCCCGGAUUGAUGAACUCCCUGAAGGAGCUGUGAAACCUCCAGCAAAUAAAUACCCCAUCUUCUUUUUUGGGACUCAUGAAACUGCGUUCCUGGGCCCCAAAGACCUUUUCCCAUACAAAGAAUAUAAAGAUAAGUUUGGGAAGUCGAACAAGCGAAAAGGAUUUAAUGAAGGCCUGUGGGAAAUAGAAAACAACCCUGGAGUAAAGUUUACUGGAUAUCAGGCAAUUCAGCAACAGAGCUCAUCAGAAACUGAAGGAGAAGGUGGAAAUACAGCAGAUGCCAGCAGUGAGGAGGAAGGUGAUCGGGUAGAAGAGGAUGGAAAAGGAAAAAGAAAGAAUGAAAAAGCCGGCUCAAAACGGAAAAAAUCCUACACUUCAAAGAAAUCCUCCAAGCAGUCACGGAAAUCUCCUGGAGAUGAAGAUGAUAAGGACUGCAAAGAGGAAGAAAAUAAGAGCAGCUCUGAUGCUGGGGAUGCAGGCAAUGACACAAGAAACACUUCUUCAGAUUUGCAGAAAACCAGUGAAGGGACUUAACCAACAUAAUGACUGCUGAAUAUUAAGGGAAAACACAAGAAGGUUACAUGUUUGGUUGUCUAAUAUUCUUGGAUUUGAUAUGAGUCACCACAUUUGUUCAUUAGUACCAUCAACAGCAUCCCAGUUUGUAUGCACAUUAUUCACAUUCCUAUCUGUUGUGUUUGCAGAAAUGACAUUUUUACCCUUUUUUCUAAGGGUUACUUUUUGAUUUUCAUAUUAUUUGGUUGCAUGAAGUUGCCCUUUACCAGUGGCUGAGGUUUAUGAAGAUAUCGCAUACUUGAACACAUUUUACAUUCCUUUUCUAGACAGAAAAGGCGUAAUUCCAAAUUAUAUCAUUCUAAAUCGGUGUUUUUUAAACACGACUAAAUCUUAGAAAUUAGUCCCCUCCAUACGAUGCUACAAUAUCUUCCACGUACAAACAUAAUUUUAGAUUCCCCUAUAUCCAUUCUUUCUUGAGUUCUGAUCAGUUUACAACAUAAAAGAAAAAUUCUUCAGUUGAGGUCACCGCCAAGUUCAAUAAUGUAAUAAAAUACCUUUCCUUAUUAGAAGUACCUAGCUAGUUAUACUCUUAAUACUUCUCCAAACCAUGAUGUAAUGUACACUAUCUGACUUAGUUCCUAUAUGUGGAGUUAGUGAAAGUCUUUUUGUGUUUCUUUAGAUUAAUACAAGGAUUUUUUCCAAUGCCAACACAAUUUGAAAUCAUUCAUUUGGAUGCUUUCCAUUUUUAAGCUUACUGUGAUAUAGAACCCUAUGGGAAACCAAAACAAAACAUCAAUUUUAAAUAACGAAAGGCUUAAAAAAGGAUGCUGUCAUUCUGGCUUUUUUUUUCCUUUUGGAAAUAGAACUAGACUAGUAAGUAAGCAUUCCAAAUCCAUUACUCUGUGUACAUUAUUGUUGCUAUUGUGAUAAUAGAGAUUUUUAUUUAUUUUUAUGCCAGCUUUUAUUGUGAAAACAUAUUUAGUCUGGUUUUAUCAAUCCUUGUUAUGCUUGUCCUUGGAACAUCUUUUGCGUAUUCAAGGUUUGUAGUUGAUGAGUUUACUGUAAAAAACUAAAAAAAAAAAAAAAAAAAAAAAACCACAGGGGAAAAAAAAACAACAAAAAAAAAACACAAAACAAAAAGGAAACAAAAAAAUGUAUUGUUUUUACAGAAUAAAUUUAUUGGAAUGUGUAUUGGGAGUAAGGUUUGAGGUUGUAAGCAACUAAGUUAGCGUCAUAUUUGGCUUCAUACGUGUAAUAAUGUGAGGUAUUAAUGUAAGUCAAGUAUUAAAGCAAAACAUUCUGUUAACAUGAGUUGACCAUAAUAGAUACAAGUGCAGGUGAGAUCUUUUAUUUUUUCUGUACUUUGCCUUUUCUGGAUAACGGGAGGUCAUUAAAUUCACCUUGAAUGUA
Molecule: messenger RNA, 2363 nt
Organism: Pseudopipra pipra
Lineage: Eukaryota; Metazoa; Chordata; Aves; Passeriformes; Pipridae
Gene: HDGFL3
Product: HDGF like 3
Exons: 6
Coding region: 363-974 (203 amino acids)
Source: RefSeq, a predicted model, not a curated record